UCACAAAUCGAAUCGAAUUCGCAAUUCGCAAUUCGCAACAAUUUAGGGUUUCAGAAACUCAAGAGAAACACACACAGAGAGAAGCAUCGAAUCGAUCAGAGAGAAGAAAAGCGUAACGCCACUCGCCACCGUCACCGAUCAUGCCGAAGAACAAGGGAAAGGGAGGAAAGAAUCGUAAGAGAGGUAAGAACGAAGCCGACGACGAGAAGAGAGAGCUCGUUUUCAAGGAAGACGGCCAGGAGUACGCGCAGGUCCUCCGCAUGCUCGGCAACGGCCGCUGUGAAGCCAUGUGCAUCGACGGCACCAAACGCCUCUGUCACAUCCGCGGUAAGAUGCACAAGAAGGUCUGGAUCGCCGCCGGCGAUAUCAUCCUCGUCGGCCUCCGUGAUUAUCAGGAUGAUAAGGCGGAUGUGAUUCUCAAGUACAUGCCGGAUGAGGCGAGGCUGCUUAAGGCGUACGGUGAGCUUCCGGAGAAUACUCGGUUGAAUGAGGGGAUUGGUGGUGGUUUGGAUGAGGAGGAUGAAGCUACUGCUAAUGAUUACAUUGAGUUUGAGGAUGAGGAUAUUGAUAAAAUCUAAAUCUUUUUUUAAAUUAUAAUUGUUAUUAUAUCAUGAUGAAUUGUCAUGUGUAUUGUACUAUUUCGAAGCGGUUUUAUGUACUGCUGUUGCAUAUGGCUUAUAAUAGCUUGUGAUUUUACUGGAAUAAUAAUAGCUUGUUUUAA
Lotus japonicus is the source of this 721-nucleotide messenger RNA. Its product is annotated as eukaryotic translation initiation factor 1A. NCBI's taxonomy places the organism in Eukaryota, Viridiplantae, Streptophyta, Magnoliopsida, Fabales, Fabaceae. Gene Ontology annotation, biological process: translational initiation. Bases 141 to 578 code for a protein of 145 amino acids. Gene Ontology annotation, cellular component: cytoplasm. Gene Ontology annotation, molecular function: RNA binding; translation initiation factor activity. The record is from RefSeq and is a predicted model, not a curated record. The transcript has a single exon.